Molecule: messenger RNA, 949 nt
Organism: Gossypium raimondii (Peruvian cotton)
Lineage: Eukaryota; Viridiplantae; Streptophyta; Magnoliopsida; Malvales; Malvaceae
Product: protein LURP-one-related 7
Exons: 3
Coding region: 144-800 (218 amino acids)
Source: RefSeq, a predicted model, not a curated record
AAAUGGGUCGGCUCGCCGUCCUUUUUUGAACUCCUCCGUUCUUAUUUCUUAUCUUCUCUGAACACGCUGCAAUAACCAACCAAACUCCUGUAUUAUUAUUUUCUUAGCUUUGAUUUCUUCCUUCUCCACCCGUUUUUCUUUGAAUGCUGGAAGCUGAGGUAGAGGAUGCAGAGAAUUUGGCUAUGGCGCAUUGGCCUAUUCCCGUCGAUCUGUUCGUAUCCGAGAAGCACCCUUCUCUCCCGCGUGGCCUCCUAGCAUUCGCUGAUUCUUCCGGCAACAUCCUUUUCCGCCUCAACUCUCUAUCUCAUCACCCCAAAAAGACGCUUCGAAUCCUCGAUUCCGCCGGAAACCCUCUCAUCUCUAUCUACCGCCACCAUUUCCCUAGAAGUAAAUGCACGUAUGUUUCCUGGUUGAAGGAUGGGUCUUGGCAAGGUUUUAAGGGUGAUGAUGGGCAGAAGGAUUUGAUAUUCCAAGUGCAGAGGGUAUCCAAUAAAUUCGCUAGAACUGAGUUGGAGGUAUUUCUUGUUGCUGAAAACCACCGGGGAGAGUUAACUUGUGAUUUCAAGGUCAAAGGCUGUCAUUUCCAAAGAUCUUGUACCAUCUACAACGGCGAUUCUAUUGUGGCUCAGACCAGUCUCAUGCACAAGCUUCGGCAGAUUUAUGUUAGUAGAAGGAAAAUUCAACUAACCAUGUUUCCUAGCUUUGUUGAUCCUGCUUUGAUUGUUGCAGUCGUGGUGAUAUUCUUGGUUAAUGGUCCCAAAAAGUCCAAAAUUUUGGAUAAAUUACCAGUAUCGAUAUGAAUAUAAAAACCCAUAAACUGAAAGCAGAGGGUGGUUAGAUACCUAUUACAUUCACAGGCAUUGUAUUGUUAUAGUUUUUCGAGAUUGUGUAUUCUUUUCAAUUCAAUUAUUUAUGAAAGAAAAAGCCACAUACAUAAUGUAAAAAUUCA